Mizuhopecten yessoensis (Yesso scallop) is the source of this 2339-nucleotide messenger RNA. Its product is annotated as pleckstrin homology domain-containing family A member 1-like. Lineage: Eukaryota; Metazoa; Mollusca; Bivalvia; Pectinida; Pectinidae. The record is from RefSeq and is a predicted model, not a curated record. The coding region runs from base 422 to 1441 and encodes 339 amino acids. The transcript is spliced from 15 exons.
GCGGGUAUGGACUCCGGCGCUUCCUUGAUUCAUGGUUGAUCAGUUACAGAUGGAGCGUUAAACUGGCUGCACAUGUUCUUUGUGUGUAUUGAAGGGUGAUCACCACACCAUGAAGAUUAGGUAGAGUCAGUAUGGUGAGCCUUGACCACUGACCUGACUGGAGACCCUAUUAAGAUAUAGACAAUGGAUCCCCGGAGGAUUAAUCUCCUAUUGUUUAGUGUCGGAAAUAAUUCAGCGUCUUUCCUUGAGUAACGAAAGACAGUACACUACAGACAGUCAAGCUUGCGCUAAGGAGUUCAGGACGUGUACACUGACCUGGACGGAUAAUGUCUAGGCCAGGUGACACAUUCUAGUAGGGAAGUCUACGAUGCCUUGUGCCUAAAACUACGCCAAAUCGUCUCCGUUCUUUGAGUCCAACACCAUGCCUUACAUGGACAAGCGCGGGCGCUUGUGUGGGUUCCUCAAUAUUGAGGAAAAAGAAAACAGUGGCCGUUUUAGUCGACGAUAUUUCAUACUUAACACCAAAGAAGGGAAGUUUCAAUACUUCAUGGAUAAUCCCCUGAAUCUUCCCCACAACAACAGAACACCAGUAGAUGGUAUCCCUCUACAAUUCAUUUCCAAGGUUAGUGAUGCAAGGAAACAGCACCCAAAAGUUGAUAGCUGUUUUGUGGUUAAUUUUGCGGGGAAGACGAUGUUCCUUCAGGCUGAUGACAGCAAAGAUAUGAGGAUGUGGAUAGAGGCUUUAAAUGAUGCCAGUAGGAUCACAGUUCCGACAUCCAUGGAGAGUACCAAGGAGCGAGUCAAUGAAUGGCACCAAGAUGGUGUGUCAGACCGAGGUUACAAAACAGAAAUCGCUGGAGGUGUGGUGUGUAAAAUACCAAUACAGACCAGUGAUGACGAUGUGACGGAGUCCAGUGAGGGUGAAUUUGAUUCACACGGCGAGCCUGCCUACCGCCUCCCCGCCAUCAAGACAGGCUUCGCAGUCAAACAAGGGGGAAUGAGAAAAAACUGGAAGAGGAGGUACUUUGUACUAACAGAACAAAAUAUUUUAUACUUCAGUUCUAAGAAGGCUAAAGAACCACUCGGCCUGAUACCCAGAACCGAUGUCCAGGAAGUGAAGAUAUCUACCAAACAUCCAAAUCGAGAUAACCUGUAUGAAAUAGUAACACAUAAAAGGACGUUUUAUAUACAGUGUGAUAACCCAGAGGAGAUGGUCAGUUGGAUUGAGGUCAUACAGAAAACAUAUGAACUAGAACCAGAAAAGUCUGUCCAGUCGUCAGGAGACCAGCUUAUGAAAGACCCUGCGACAGAGGCGUUUGACAUGGAGAACUUCCCUGUAACCAAAGUGUACCCCCACGGAGAAUGGUGUGCCUCAGAUGACGCCGCCAAAACGGACAAGGACACUACACGACAGAAGAAGAAAAGCUGGCUUCUAUGGUAGACAUGUUACUAUGGUUACCGUAUCUAUGACUGUCACUUGAAGUGUGAAUAAUUAUAAUAAGGACUUCAGUAUUGUUGAAGAGAAAUUGUUCGUGGAAAAAACAGGAAUAGGUCCAAUGUUUUAAGAAAUGGAGAUGAGUGUAUGUUUACAAUGAUUACAGAUUAUGUUAAAUGUGGUGUACAUCAAUUUAUCUAAUUAAAAAAUGUGGACACACAUCUCAAUGGAAGUGCACACUCACGAUGUUUAUCCUAGGGGUGAUAUUAUUCUGACCCCCACAACUGUCUGAUAUGACAUUAAGAUGACACAGAAUUGGCUGACGUCACUUUAUACUGACCACACAAUAAUCUAAUACCACAUAAUAGCAACCUAAAAAAUGUGUCACUUAAGGUUUUGUCUCUGACAAGCCCACCUCCUAAUGUAGAUUUUACAGUAAAAAUGAUAAAUAUCAAGGUUAAAACUAGCUACUGUUGUCGGGGUUGAUAUGGUGAAUGAUGAUCUGAGACCAACUACUGAAGUUGAAAGAGGCCCAGGUCGUGCUAUUGAAAGAAGCUAGUCCCAUCAUAUUGACCCCCACAGGAGUAUUCAACUAUUUCAUUAUACCAACAAGAUUAAAAUCUCGAUUUUAUAUACUAUUUCAUAUAACAAAGGUUUUCUGAGUAUAGACAAAGUCUCAACAGCGGAUCUUGAUUGCACUGUUACAACCUUAAAAGAAAUGAUAGUUCGACAUUGCAUAGAAUAUCAGGAUGCUAAGAUACAGAGCCUCGCUUUGGAUUCAGAAGGCUACAACAUGGAGUCACUUAAUUAUAAUUCCGAAAUAACACUGCAGUAAAGCUGGUCAGAGUCCAGAAUACAACGUAACGUCAUGUCACUUAAUUUGGCACUAAAUCCCCCCCCCCCC